CCCCCCCCCUCCCCGAAACAUUUCUGUCGGUCAAGUACACCCACAUAGCGCCAUGAUUAAGACCGUGCUGAUCAUCAACAACCAGGGCAAGCCGCGCCUGACCAAGUUCUAUAGCCGCGGCGGCCCCGGUGGCGGUCAGCGCCCGGAUGAGGCCACCCAGCAGAGGAUUAUCCGCGAGAUCGCCCAGCUGGUCACUCGUCGGCCGGACUCCAUGUGUAAUUUCCUCGAGGGAUCUAAGAUGCUCGGCGGCCCCGAUUCGAAGAUCAUCUACCGGCACUAUGCCACACUCUACUUUGUCUUCGAGGUGGACUCCUCCGAGUCGGAGCUCGGCAUUCUGGAUCUGAUUCAUGUCUUUGUCGAGACCAUGGAUUACGCCUUCAAGAGCGUGCGCGAGAUCGACAUCAUCUUCCACUCGGACAAGGUCCACUACAUCCUGGACGAAAUCAUCAUGGGUGGCAUGGUCCUGGAGACCAAUGUUCGAGAGAUCAUUGGCGCCCUCGAGGCGUCCGUGCGCCUGGAGCGCGAGCAGAAGGAGCUCUCCAACAAGGCCCUGGCCUCCGGCCGUAACCAUGGCAGCGGGCGGUCCCCCUCUGUGCGCUAAGCCAGCAGGGCCAAGUGGGCGCCGGUCCUCUGCCACCUCCUCGUCGUGUGCCUGGCGCCGCGCGCGAUACUUCUCCUGUCCUCUUUCCCUGUCUCCCCUGUACCAUAGAUUGCAUCCUUUUCC
Molecule: messenger RNA, 724 nt
Organism: Fonticula alba
Lineage: Eukaryota; Rotosphaerida; Fonticulaceae
Exons: 3
Coding region: 53-601 (182 amino acids)
Biological process (GO): intracellular protein transport; Golgi to vacuole transport
Cellular component (GO): AP-3 adaptor complex; membrane coat; intracellular membrane-bounded organelle
Source: RefSeq, a predicted model, not a curated record